Molecule: messenger RNA, 4131 nt
Organism: Symbiodinium sp. CCMP2592
Lineage: Eukaryota; Dinophyceae; Suessiales; Symbiodiniaceae
Source: the annotation of a GenBank genome assembly
AUGGCCUCUUGGAUCAUGGUGUUGGUCUGGAUAUGCAGCUUUUCAUAUCCGGCAUUUCGAUUGUAUGACAAGUCGUGCAGGCAGCAGCGGCUUUGCACUUUCCCGCCUGAAGAGUGGUUUGAUGAUCGCUUGCGCCUGGCUGGUUUGAACUUGAAGCCACAGCACCGGAGCAAGCAAAAUGUCCGCCCUCUCAAAGCGCGGGCUCUAUGUGAUAUCGAGCCAGGCAAGUUUAACAGCGGCAUUUUGACUCCUUGGACUCUGGAAGAAGACUUCCAGCUGCGAUACCUCCGCUGCCCAGUCGAUGCUUACAGUGUUCGUGUUAAGGCGUGUUGGGAGGUGGAAGGCUCCGGCAUUCCAAACACUGCUUGCGAACUUCACUUCAGGCAGAGCUUGAAAGGUGGGGAUGGGAUCACUUUGGUUUCGCUUCAGCACCCGAUGUUCAUGCCUCGGCAGUGUGAUGUGAACGACUUGAAAGUCCACAGCAGCGGGCAUCCCGAGUCUGUUUUCACAGUGGAGGCGGUAGCUGCAUCGCGAGGCCUGGAGGGUCCCUGCGUGGCCAUUGCGAUGCCCGACACCUUGGUCGAGUUGAUGCUCCGAGGCAGAUGGUCCGAUAUCAUCCUGUUGCAAAGAUGGCACACAUCCGCAUGUCCUGCUCAAGUCUUGUUUGCCAACUGGCCGCCUUUACAGUGGAAGCCACAGGAUGUGCCACUUCCCGUGGCUAACACUGAGUUGACUGUCGAAUCCUUGGAUCAGCUCGCGCAGACUGUCAUCUCAUGGGUGCCGCUCUUGCAGGGUCAAGCCCACCCGCAAGCUGCGGCAAUUGAGCAGGACGGCGAAAGGGACGUUGAUUUGGAUCUUGACGCAGAUGUCUUGACAAGUGUCAGUCGUGUCGUAGCAACCUUGAAGACUUGGCGGGACACGUUGAGGGGAUCACAGCCGAAGUUUUUUGGACGUGGCCAACGUAUGCAUGAGGCGACCAAACUGCUGGCAUACUUGCGUUGCGCCUGGAGUGCAAGGUCCACACACAACCUGGAUCAAGUUCUUGAGAGAGCUGUGUUAGCAGUCAUGCCGUGGCCGAUGUCGCAGGGAGAGAACCGUGCUGCCAAUUCCACUGGGUGUGUUCGGUUCCUUUGGGCUGAUUCCUCACCUGAUCGCUUUCACGAUUGGUUAUGGGCUGAGCAACAUUACAUCAGCAGCCAGGAUGCAGUGAUGCGUUGCUUCGAGGCAUUCCAACAAGUGGCAAGUUGGCUGAAGACUCCAGGAGUGGAUGCGUUCCAGAUUCCGCAACCAUGUGAGAAUGCUCUGCAGACGUUGUCGUCCUGUCUGCAGCAUCACGUUCACUGUCCAGUGGCUUUGGGCGGUGGCAAAAAAAUGACAGACUUGGCUCAGAAGGGGGCUGCGUUGGCCCACACUUUCUCUUUAGAGAACCCAGACUGGUCGCAGCUUCUGAAAUACUUGCAGUCCUUUUGCAGCAUUACAACAGACCUGGGAACUGAAGCUGGUUUGAGUCACUUGCGAGUGACUUUGCAGGGCUUGUUCCCAGCUUGGCGUGACUUGGACCCCAUGGAGUUGGAUGGGGAAGACCUUGGCGACGGCCCUGAUGCCGACCCCUAUCCUCCGCGGCCAGAUGUGUUGCUCGACAGAUACUUUUUGGAGAACGCUCUUCCUGUGAUGGGGCUUCAGCAUGUCGUCUUCAACCUAUUAAAGGAGGUCCACACCACGCUUCCAUUCUGGAAGCCUGUGUUUCAGGACUUGAAGAACGUCGAGGCUCUACUCAACUGGAAGUUUCGACGGAAUCGAUUUAUAGCCACUUGCCUUCGUGGUACACCUUUCGCUAGCCAUGAGUGGCGCUUCGAGAACUUCACGCAGGGCCUAUAUGAAGCACGGUGGCACGAAGUUGCCAAAUUUGUGAACAAGCUUCUCCCGCUUCUUGGAACGCUACGUGCCUGUUGGGAUGCCGACAAGUUCGAAAGUGCAGACUUUGCUGAGGAUAACGGUGCCGGUGCUCUUCAUGAAGCUACUGGUGGCAGUGCAGGCGGCUUCAAUCCGGCGGCUCUCACUACGGCUCUGCGCUCACCGGAGUUCGCGGUGAGAGUCGUUCUCAUCGCUCGCUUGGAGGCUUUGCCGGAGGACCUUGCGGCCUGGGCGGAGCGUUGCCCGUGCCAUGGCAAGGGCAGCAGCCAGUACCAUCGGGCGAAGCUUUUGCGGUGCCACUUCGGCGUACCUCUUUGUCCGAUGGCUGGCAAGAGGGCGCCAGAGCUGGCUGCGGGCAGGAUGCGAGAGGUGUUCGACGAGCUGGCGGCGCAAACACUCACAGAACUUCUUGCUGAUGCCCCCCUGCCGCUUUCGGCAGAAAGCCAAGGGAGUAUCAUGCAGGACUUUCAGACCGCCUGCCAGCACGUUCGUCUGCUUCUGACAACUAAGUUGGACCACUGGAGUCGUCUCCCGUGGGUUCUUUGUGGGCUUGCACACAGUGACGAAGGCGUAGCUCGGGAUCUUGCGGGAGAAAUCCGAACAAGGCUGCAGAAUGCCCCGGAAGCAGACCUCCAUCAUCGACUGACUCGCCGAUUCCUGCAAGGCGCCUUGCGUGAUGAGCUCUGCAGAUUCGCGGACGGCGCUGCUUUUGCAGACUUGAGCCCGGAGUUUCGAGCUGCCGUUGCACCUUUGCGAUUCAUCCCUAUCACAGAAACGAUGCACCGAAGGGAUACCCACGCUGGACCUGUGGUUGUCAGUAUGCACAAUCGCAUGGUUGUACUGGAGAAACGAAUCGUUGCCGAAACGUCGCCAGGUUCCAGCUUCUUCGACAGCAUUGCAAAGCAAUUGACGUCAGCUCGUCAUUUGACGGCAGCCCCAUCCAGGCUUGGAGUGCAGCGUCACCCUCUCCUCGUGGCCUGCGAGGACAAACGUGGAAAGGCUGCGGUUUCGGCGUACCUACAGAAACCCUUGACUGCAGUGAUCUACCGAACAGAUAUCACCAGUCAGUACAUUGACCUGUCUGAAGCCCGGCAGACACACAACCAGUUCCAUCAGGGCAACAUGAAAGAUAUGCAGGCAGUCUUGAAACAGCUCGCUGCUCCUGGAGAGGCAGCACACGGAUUCGAGCAACUGAAGCAGAUGAUGAUCUUGGAGCACUUCCGCUUUGUAGGCAAGCCCUUGGCGCAUUCUCGACCAACAUUGUUUUCCAUGCCUGCAAGAUCCAGUCUGGCUUUGCAAAGUUUAGCGACCUUCUUUGAUCAGCCACAAGCCCAGCAAGGCCGUGUUGCAUCUACGGCGUCUACGGGUGCUCUUGAAGCCGACGGAGCUGAUGAUCCAUCGCAGGAUGCGUCGCGUCACUUUUUCAGCAUCGUAAAGGCGAAGCCCAGCGCAAACAAGCGCAUGUUUGUGCAUCCCGGUUCAGGGCGGUCGCUGGCGUCGCAACAUGUUGCGGUUGCCCUUCAUGUCGCAGCGACCUCAACCGUACCAGGCAUUCAAGAAAGCUCAUGCGUACAUACAUGUAUGUUUUUUACCUACGCAGGUGAUAUCUUGAUUGUUCACGAUCAACCCCGAUCCAGAGGGCAAAGACAUUCAGACAAUGUUGCCAUCCUAACAUCGUUGGGCGGGUCAGCUGCUGAGGUAGAAGAUGGUCUGCAGACCUGGUCGGUCAAAAAGGAACCGUCGUACAUGCUGCCUGCGGCUUCAGAGCCAUUGAAUGACAUGGUAACCCACAUGGUACGUGAUGGGUAUCUGGCAGAGAAGGGAGAGUUCUACGUCCCAGAAGUUGAUCUUCGUGCAGACACAGAAGCUUUGUGCGAACAGGGGCUUUUUUCAUGCAACGACAUGGGCGGCUUUGCCCUGACCAAAAAGGGCAUGCAAAUGCUGUCAUUGCGAUGGUGUGCGACAAGCCCAAGUCCAGCUUGUAGCAUCCGUGACGUCGAUGUCAUGGAGUUGACCACUUACGAGCUGCACAAGAAGUUGGAGCAGACUGGCUUUGUUUGGCAUCCUUGGCCACAGUCAAAGAAACGCCGGCAGGCCAUUGCACCGUACGUUCCUGGCAAUGACAAGGUGUGGUACUCGAACCUAGCUUUGCCGAUGAAUGCCUACCUGAUUGCUUUGUUGCGAGCGGAGGACAUCAUUUCUGCAGGACAUCGCUAG